Protopolystoma xenopodis is the source of this 297-nucleotide messenger RNA. The record is from the annotation of a GenBank genome assembly. Lineage: Eukaryota; Metazoa; Platyhelminthes; Monogenea; Polystomatidea; Polystomatidae.
AUGGCUGAUCCGACUCGGCUAGAAGUGAGUUAUCAAGCAAAUCGCGGUUUCCUACUGGGCAUUGGUACCAACCCUGAUCCCGAGCCUGAUCUAGACACAAUAGUUAUUUCAGGCAGCCAUUCUCAUCCCGGUUUUCACCACUCCCAUCAAGGCCAUAUGCAUUUUGAGGGAUUGGGCAAUCCGCAUUCCCUAAUAAGGCAUCAUUUGGAGGAUAUUCUAAAUACUACCCAUUCAGUGCCUCGUAUUGCAAAAGUGAGUUUUGUUAUUGACUUUUUUCAUAUUUUAUUUCAGAUUUAA